AUGAAGUUCAUCAUUCCUUCCUCCAUGCUGGCCUUGGCCGCCUCUGCUGUGGCUAUGCCCACCAGCCAGUCCGAGAAGAGGGCUACCCCCAAGAUCUACCUCGCCGGUGACUCGACCAUGGCCAAGGCCGGUGGUGGCUCUGGCACCGAGGGUUGGGGUCAGUACCUUCAGUACUCGAUCAAGAACGCCGAGGUCGUGAACUGGGCUCGCGGUGGCCGUUCGGCUCGCUCCUACACCGAUGAGGGCCGCUUCCAGUCCAUCAUCGACGCCGUCCAGUCGGGCGACUAUGUCAUCAUCGAGUUCGGCCACAACGACGGCGGCUCCCUCAGCACCACCGACAACGGCCGCACCGACUGCUACGGCAGCGGCACCGAGACGUGCACGACGCCCGACGGCACCAUCGUGCAGACGUUCGUCACGUACGUGACCAACGCGGGCAAGGCGCUCACGGCCAAGGGCGCCAAGGUCAUCGUGUCGUCGCAGACGCCCAACAACCCGUGGGAGACGGGCACCUUCACCUACACGCCCACGCGCUUCGUCGAGUACGCCAAGAUCUCGGCCCAGAACAUCGGCUCCGGUGCCAGCUACAUCGACCACGGCGCCUACGUCGGCGACAUCUUCGAGAGCCUCGGCGCCAGCACCGUCGACUCCUACUUCCCCAACGACCACACCCACACCAGCCCCAAGGGUGCUGAUGUCGUCAGCCAGGCUUUCGUCAAGGCUGUGCUCUGCGGCAAGGACGGCCUGAGCAGCUACGUGUCUAACUCGACCAGCAGCGUGGCCGGCAGCUGCUUGUAA
Molecule: messenger RNA, 798 nt
Organism: Lasiodiplodia theobromae
Lineage: Eukaryota; Fungi; Ascomycota; Dothideomycetes; Botryosphaeriales; Botryosphaeriaceae
Product: Rhamnogalacturonan acetylesterase
Exons: 3
Coding region: 1-798 (265 amino acids)
Molecular function (GO): hydrolase activity, acting on ester bonds
Source: RefSeq, a predicted model, not a curated record